Notolabrus celidotus (New Zealand spotty) is the source of this 6580-nucleotide messenger RNA. RefSeq names its product Ecm29 proteasome adaptor and scaffold (gene ecpas). Gene Ontology annotation, molecular function: molecular adaptor activity. Lineage: Eukaryota; Metazoa; Chordata; Actinopteri; Labriformes; Labridae. The record is from RefSeq and is a predicted model, not a curated record. Gene Ontology annotation, cellular component: nucleus; cytoplasm. The transcript is spliced from 49 exons. Bases 374 to 5755 code for a protein of 1793 amino acids. Gene Ontology annotation, biological process: proteasome assembly.
GAAGGCGGGGUUGGGUGAUGGCUGCACCAACACAGCAGCUGACAGGACGAGAUUAUUAGCCAAACUGAACUGCAACAUAAAUGAAGGACAGUCUUUUUUAGUUCCCUAUUUGUAGCUUUUAAUUUGAGGUCCCUCUCGGUGAAGCUGAAGGUCGAACAGACUGGUUCUGCAUGGUGUUGCCCCCCUCCCCAACAAAGAAAUACUGUCUAGUGAUUUACUGCAGAAGUAUAGCUUCAGAAAUCAACUGGAACGUGUUUUCCUCCGCCUGGGCCACGCAGAAACAGAUGACCAGCUACAGGACAUUAUCUCCAAGUUUCUUCCCCCUGUGCUCCUCAAACUCUCCAGUGUACAGGAGGGUGUGCGAAAGAAAGUAAUGGAGUUGUUGGUCCACCUUAACAAGAGGAUAAAGAGCAGACCCAAGAUUCAGCUCCCAGUAGAAACUCUGCUGGUGCAGUACCAGGAUCCUUCAGCUGCCUCCUUUGUUACGAAUUUCACAAUCAUCUACAUCAAAAUGGGCUACCCACGUCUGGAGGUAGGAAAACAAUGCGAGUUGGCCCCCACUCUCCUCACUGCCAUGGAAGGCAAACCACAGCCUCAGCAGGACAGCCUGAUGCACCUGUUGAUCCCCACUCUUUACCAUAUGAAGUACCCUGCAGACACUUCUAAAAUUGCCACUCCAUUUAACUUAACUGAGAGGCCAAAGACAGUUCAGCUGCUGCUGGAGUUCAUGUUAGAUGUUUUACUAAUGCCUUAUGGGUUUGUGCUGAAUGAAUCACCGACUCGCCCUGCUCCCUCCUCCUCCCAGGGAGGUUCAGCAGAUGGGGCAGUGGGUACAGGGGGCCAGGGUCUCCCCCAGCCCCCUCCAGGGAUGAGUGUCUAUGCUGCCAAGAGAGUAAUUGGAGAGGCCCAGUGGAGCGCUGAGCAGUUAGAGCAGUGCAAGCUGGGCAUAGUGAAGUUCAUAGAGGCCAGGCAGGUCCCAGAGGUAGAGACUGUGGUACACCUGGUGGUGGCAUCAAGCGACACGCGACACAGCGUAGCCACAGCUGCAGAUCUGGAGCUGAAGAGCAAGCAGAGCAUCAUUGAUUGGAACAAUCCUCUAAUCAUCAACAAGAUGUACAAGGUGUACCUCGGGGAUGUUCCUCUGAAAACAAAGGGGGGAAACAUGAAGCAAGAGAUGAAGCAUGAGCCUGUAAGCACAAGAGUCAAACUAAAAAUCCUGCCACAUCUUCUACGGUCCCGCCUAGCUGCUGAGUGCUUUCCAGCCAACAUCCAGGUUGUAUAUGAUGGUCUGUUUGGAGCCAGCACCAACAACAAGCUGCUGUCUCUUACCUUGCAGUUUGUCCAUCACAUCUGCAUGGUAUGUCCUGAUUCUAAUAAACCUUUAGGACUUAUGCUCCUUAAUGGCCUCACCAAGCUCAUCAAUGAAUACAAGGAGGAUCCUAAAUUACUCUGUGUUGCCUACUCUGCUGUGGGGAAAUUGUCGAGCCGCAUGCCUCAGCUGUUCACGAAGGAUAUUGCACUUGUACAGCAGUUCUUUGAGUCCAUGUGCAAGGAGGAGGCUGAUGUCCGCCUUGCCAUCCAGGAAGCUUUAUCCAUGAUGGUUGCAGCAUAUGCCAACCUGCAGGGGGCACUGCUGAACCUGAUGGAGGCCCUGGUAGCUGCUUACAUUGUAAAGCCAGAGGUUCAAGUUCGCCAGGUGGCCAUGAAGUUUGCCAGCACAGUGUUUGCUCCUGAUCAUGUGCCAUCAAGAUAUCUGCUGCUUCUGGCAGCUGGAGACCCGAGAGAGGAGGUGUCUGGGGAGGCUCAGAAGGUGCUGAGAGCUUUACCAACCAAGAGUUCAGAGAAGGAGGGACCAAAGCCAAUGCCCUCCUUUCCUGAUAUGGUGGCCUAUGUCCAGGAGAAGGCAGCCCAGAGGAUCAAGACUCCUGCUAAAUACAUUGUUGGAACCUCCACUAUUCCUUUCAACCCAUCUGCAUUUGCAGAGAUCGUGCUGUACCUGCGGAUGUGUUUAGCCCACAGCGCCGGGGCCACGCCCAUGUCCACACGCCUGACAGAAAUGCAGGAUGAUGCACCAGCAAUCGGCCAGUACGUCCAAACACUUCUGUCCUCCGAUCAGCCUGCAGUGUCAAAGGUUUCUGAGGCUAAUCCUGUUCAUGGUUACAUGGAUCUGCUGCAGCAGCUGCUGUCCGCUGUAGGGGGAAUCCCAGUUAUGUACUGUCUACUGGAAGUGGUAUCUGUGUGCCCAGAAAAACUGGCUCCAAGAUUUAUUGAAAAAAUUGACUGGAUUAAAAGUCUGAUGAACACAAAUAAGGAGGACAUGAGGGAGCUUGCAGCGCAGCUGUAUGCUUUGGUGGUUUCCACCAUGACUGGCAACGAGCUGCAGAUGGCAGUGCAGAACCUGGUCAAAAUCACUAAAGACAACCAUAGUCCUGAGACUCAGCAUGGUGCCAUCUUGGCUCUCGGCUACAUGGUGGGAAGGUACGUGUGCAGGAGGAAAGCAGUCACCUCUAGUGACUCUAUGCACAGCAUGGACCAGCAAAUGAGCAUUCCUCCCGAAGAAGAUGAUGAACUUGUUGCAAUGGCCACCAAGACUAUCGGUUCCUUUUUGGACAGCAGUACGGCACUGCUAGCUAUAGCAGCGUGCACAGCUCUAGGAGAAAUUGGGCGGAAUGGCCCCCUGCUGGUUCCUGCUGAAGGCGAGGGCUUUACUAAACUGUCAACUGUAGAAAACCUGCUGACUCGGAUCCCAUCUGGCAAGGAAAGCACAAAGAUGAAGGAGAGAUCUAUUCAAACUUUGGGUUACCUACCUGUGGGAGAUGGAGACUUCCCUCACCAGAAAAAGCUGCUGCAGGGUCUAAUGGACUUUGUAGAGGCUAAGCAGGUGGAGCUGCAGUUUACAGUUGGAGAAGCUAUAACCAGUGCCGCAAUAGGCACCAGCUCUGGAGCUGCCAGAGAUCCAUGGACCUGCACGGAGGACCAGUACACCCCGCCCCUCAACAUGAAACACAAUGACGUGGUUCCGUGGGUCCUUGACUGCAUUCUGUGCAAGUACAUACCCAGCCAGAACCCUCAUGCUCGACAGGCAGCCUGCAUAUGGCUGCUUUCCCUGGUCAAGAAACUCAGCCAACACAAGGAAAUCACGUCCCAUUUAAAGGAGAUUCAGUUGGCCUUCAUCUCUGUUCUCUCAGACACUGAUGAGUUGAGUCAGGAUGUAGCCUCUAAAGGUCUGGGUCUUGUCUAUGAGAUGGGUGGAGAAGGCGACCAGCAGAAACUAGUGUCCACACUAGUGGAGACGCUCAUGACAGGGAAAAGAGUGAAACAUGCUGUUUCAGAAGAUACAGAGGUGUUCCAAGGAGAAGGUUUGGGAAAAACACCUGAUGGUCAUGGUUUGACCACAUACAAGGAGCUCUGCUCAUUGGCCAGUGACUUGAACCAGCCAGAUCUUGUGUACAAGUUCAUGAACCUGGCCAAUCAUCAUGCCAUGUGGAACUCCCGCAAGGGCGCAGCUUUUGGUUUCCACAUGAUCGCAGCCAAGGCAGGGGAGCAGCUGGCUCCAUUUCUGCCACAACUCGUGCCCCGUCUGUACCGUUACCAGUUUGACCCCAACCUGAGCAUACGCCAGGCCAUGACCAGCAUCUGGGAUGCCUUGGUCACUGACAAAACCCUGGUUGACAAGUAUCUUAAGGAAAUAUUGCAGGACGUCAUUUCAAACUUGACCAGUAACGCAUGGAGAGUGCGUGAGUCCAGCUGCCUGGCUCUAAAUGACCUGAUUCGUGGCCGCCAAGCUGAUGACCUCAUUGAUCACCUAGCAGAAAUUUGGGAGACCCUCUUCAGAGUCCUCGAUGACAUUAAGGAAUCGGUUCGAAAAGCUGCAGACUUGACACUGAAGACGCUUAGCAAGGUUUGUACUCGUAUGUGCGAGUCGACCGGCUCUGCAGCCCAGAAAACUGUGGCUGUAAUGUUGCCAACCCUACUGGAGAAAGGCAUCAUUAGCAAUGUUGCAGAGGUCCGCUCACUAAGUAUCCAGACCCUGGUGAAGAUCAGUAAGACAGCUGGUGCCAGAUUAAAGCCUCAUGCUUCCCGUUUGAUCCCAGCACUCCUGGAGGCUCUCAGCACCCUGGAGCCUCAGGUCCUCAACUACCUCAGUCUCAGAGCCACAGAGCAAGAAAAGAGUGCCAUGGAUGCUGCCAGGCUGAGUGCUGCCAAGUCCUCUCCAAUGAUGGAGACUGUAAAUAUGUGUCUGCAGCACCUUGAUGUUUCCGUGCUCGGAGAGCUGGUUCCCAGACUCUGUGAACUGCUCAAGAGUGGAGUAGGCUUGGGCACCAAGGGUGGCUGUGCCAGUGUUAUUGUUUCACUUACAGUGCAGUGCCCCCAAGACCUCACCCCAUACUCAGGUAAACUGAUGAGUGCCCUGCUCAAUGGCAUCCACGACAGAAGCAGCGUAGUACAGAAACAAUUUGCUUUUGCAUUGGGACACUUAGUCAGGACAGCAAAAGACAGCAGUGUAGAGAAACUACUACUGAAGCUAAACAACUGGUACCUGGAGAAAGAAGAGCCGGUGUACAAGUCGUCAUGUGCGUUGACUUUGCACGCCAUCAGCCACUACAGCCCCGAUGUGCUGAAAAGCCAUGCAGGAGUGGCUCUGCCGCUGGCCUUCCUGGGUAUGCAUCAAGCUCCCGGUCCUGAUGAGGAGAAGGGAGAGGGCCACGAUGCCACGCUGUUUGCUGAGGUGUGGCAGGAGAAUGUACCAGGAAGCUUUGGAGGCAUCAGACUCUACAUGACGGAGCUGAUUGCGAUCACGCAGAAGGCGCUGCAGUCCCAGUCCUGGAAGAUGAAAGCUCAGGGUGCCGCUGGUAUGGCAACCGUUGCCAAGGAACAGACAGGCUCAUUGGUAGCACCACACCUUGGCAUGGUGCUGACAGCGUUAAUGCAGGGACUGUCUGGGCGCACAUGGGCUGGCAAGGAGGAGCUGCUGAAGGCUAUCGGUUCUGUCGUCUCCAAAUGCAUCCUGGAGCUGCAAAAGCCGUGCACUGGCCAACCCACCAUCUCUGAAGUGCUUGAAGUCGUUCUGAAGGAAUGCCGCAAAGAGAGCCUUGUUUACAAAAUGGCAGCUCUGCGCUGUGCAGGAGACGUGCUUCAAAGCAGCAAGGAGGACGCUUUCAGUGAUAUGGCUGAGAUCCUUUUCCCUCUGAUCAAGAAGAGCUGCCCAGAGAGCGGAGCCGCAUCUCAGCGGUCACGGGAGGACGAUGAUGAUAGAGACGCAAAAGAGAAAGUGCUGCAGACAGAGGCUCUGCUCUGUGCAUUUGAGAGUCUGGGGAAGGCUUGGCCCAGAAACCCAGAGACUCAGGCUCGUUUCCAGGUGGAGGUGUGCAAUCUGAUGUGUCAGAAGCUAAAGCUGAGCACCUGGAAAGUCCAACUUGCUGUUCUACAGUCAAUGAAAGCGUAUUUCCAGGGGCUGUUGCUGCUAGAGAAAGGCAGUGAAGACUGUGAUGCUUUGUCACAGAUCCUCACAGAGACAUGUGCUGCUCUCACAUAUCCUUUAGAAAACAAAAGUUACUCCUCUGUGAGGACAGAGGCCUUGUCAGUUGUGGAUCUGAUUGUUAAGAGAACUGGAGAGAGUGAGCAGUGGGACUGUGUGUCCGUUAAGAGCCGGGAGCAGCUGCAGCGCUCUCUGUCGACACUGCAGUCAGACAACAGACCUGACCUGAGGGAUAAAGCCCAGGAGCUGCGCAGACACAUCCAGAGCCAACCCUGAGCUCUCUCUCUCUCUCACACACACACACACACACACACACACACACACACACACACACACACACACACACACACACACAUGCAGUCACCACCACCACAAAGUACAACAAAUUAAAACAACUUGUUUUCCUCUCACGAAAAUAAAACACAUCACACACUCCUCUGGUGUUUUUGAUGCAGCGAUCCAUCUCUAACACAAACCUCUGUAUAAGUUCAGUACUCAUCCAUCUAACGUGUGAGCUCUGAAGCUGACUUUGUUCAACAAACUGCUUCCCUGAAGCUGUCAGACUAAUUUCUGUUUGUGGCCAACAAUGCUUGACGUUGAAACCCAAGGAGAUGACGACAACACAACUUACUCAGAGAUUUUUAUGCACAGUGAUUGUGAGGAAAGCCAAGGCUACUGUAGUGAUGUGUCAAGUUGUAUGUGGCUCAAUUGAAUGGACAGUAAGAUAAUGAUAAUAAAUACUAUAUAAACCAAUGUGUUGGGUUUGUGGAUGCUGUAUACCUAUAACCCCAGAGUGGGGACUUUAACUACUGUUGUGGGUUUGCCUACUUAUUAAAUGUAAGAACAACAGCAGGCUGCUUACAUCGGCUAACACAAUGACCUAUCAACUCCAUUUGAAGUUGCAGUAUCCAGGGUUUGGACGCUUGCUCACUUUUUACAGUUGUUGCUGAGUAGUGGUGAAAGAAGUGAGGCAUUGAUAUAUAUCACUGUGUGUCCUGUAAACUGUUAUUUUUCCUGUUUGCAGGGUGAAUGAGCAAGAUGAGAGCCAUUUUUUUGUGAAGUGAUGAUAGACUAAAUAAAAUCCUGCUGUUAAAUUCAAAA